AUGAUUCAGAAACAGAUCCUAUCCAAAUUCCUAAUGAGAAAGAGUUUUUACAAUUGUCAGUGAAAAUUUACUUUUCGAAAUUUCUCAAAAAAACUGACCAAAAGAAGAAAAAAAGAAGUCUUUGUGAAAUUUUGCACAGUUCUUAAUGAAAACUUCCCUCCAAACACAGACAAUUCCAGCAGAUUCGAACAAAGAAACUCGAAUUUUAUGGCCUUAGACCCAAUGAAUCUUAUGAAAAGAAACGAAAAUUAUAGUGUCAAGCUAAGGAAAGACCAGAGAAAAGAUUUUUUUUCAAAAGAAAAGGCUUAG
This is a messenger RNA of Blepharisma stoltei, 309 nucleotides long. NCBI's taxonomy places the organism in Eukaryota, Ciliophora, Heterotrichea, Heterotrichida, Blepharismidae. The record is from the annotation of a GenBank genome assembly.